Molecule: messenger RNA, 355 nt
Organism: Meloidogyne enterolobii
Lineage: Eukaryota; Metazoa; Nematoda; Chromadorea; Rhabditida; Meloidogynidae
Source: the annotation of a GenBank genome assembly
UUUGGGUUGUCGGUUCUUGGGAAAUCUUCGGAUAUCUGGGACUCCAAAUCCAAUGCUAAGCAUUUUUAAAUCUUGGUCGGUCAAUGGGUAGGGGGCCAAGUCAAUUAAUUUAAGCUUCAAAAAGUUGGGACUAAAAUUUCUUAUUUUUUACAGUUAUUGUAUGGAUUUCUUCGACCGCAUUGCUUCCGAGGCUGGUGGACUCUCCCUCAUCAGUAAGAAACCAACUCUGUCUCUUCGAGAUAUGCAAAGUGCAACGAAAAUGGUUCUGCGUGGCGAGCUUUGUCUUCAUGCACUCAAUGAGGGCAAAAAGGCCGUGAAGAAGAUUGAGAUGGAAGGAAAGACGAAGGCUAAAUGA